Synchiropus splendidus (mandarinfish) is the source of this 4195-nucleotide messenger RNA. It is a transcript of the gene myo1f, whose product is annotated as myosin IF. The record is from RefSeq and is a predicted model, not a curated record. The transcript is spliced from 28 exons. Gene Ontology annotation, cellular component: microvillus; actin cytoskeleton; plasma membrane. Bases 387 to 3644 code for a protein of 1085 amino acids. Gene Ontology annotation, molecular function: ATP binding; microfilament motor activity; actin filament binding. Gene Ontology annotation, biological process: vesicle transport along actin filament; actin filament organization. NCBI's taxonomy places the organism in Eukaryota, Metazoa, Chordata, Actinopteri, Syngnathiformes, Callionymidae.
CCUGUGAAGCAACCACAGCCUGGGUGGAGCCGGCAGCUCGCAACUGAAACACCGUCAUUUGGCAACAAGAUAAUUGUGGCUCCUGAAGCUGCCAUCUACACUGGAGGGAUCACUUGGACUAAUUGAGCCUGGGACCUCUGAGUUUGUUGACACACGUUAGCCGUUGUAAGAGUCGAACUUGUGCCUGUGUCUGGGUGUGUGUGGGUGUGUGUAUCAGUUCUUGUUUCACUCACUACAUCAGUGGCAGUAUGAGGAACUCAAAUGUUGUUGCAGGUUUUACUGUCUCGCUGGUUGACGGCUCAUGUCAGAAGAACUGUGGAUUUCAGGUCACAUUUUGGACUGUGGACACCUGACGCUGGUCCCCGGUGGAGAGGUCCAGUGGAACAAUGGCAAAAUAUCACUGGCAGAGUCAGAAUGUGAAGCAGAGCGGAGUGGACGACAUGGUUCUGCUGUCCAAGAUCACAGAGGAUGCCAUUGUGGAGAACCUUAAGAAGCGAUACAUGGACGACUACAUAUUUACUUACAUAGGUCCUGUGUUAAUAUCGGUCAACCCCUUCAAACAGAUGCCAUAUUUUACAGACAGGGAGGUUGAACUUUACCAAGGAGCGGCCCAGUACGAGAACCCACCCCACAUUUACGCUCUGAGUGACAACAUGUACAGGAACAUGAUGAUCGAGGGAGAGAAUCAGUGUGUCAUCAUCAGUGGAGAAAGUGGAGCUGGGAAGACAGUUGCCGCCAAAUAUAUCAUGGGUUACAUUUCCAAAGUGUCUGGUGGAGGAUCAAAAGUUCAGCAUGUUAAAGACAUCAUUCUGCAAUCCAAUCCUCUUUUGGAGGCUUUUGGAAACGCCAAAACCGUUCGCAACAACAACUCCAGUCGCUUUGGAAAGUACUUUGAGAUUCAGUUCAGCAGAGGUGGCGAGCCAGACGGAGGCAAAAUAUCAAACUUCCUGCUGGAGAAGUCGAGGGUGGUGAGCCAGAAUGAGAACGAGAGGAACUUCCACAUUUACUAUCAGUUGUUAGAGGGCGCCAAUGAACAGCAGAGAGAGGGUCUGGGCAUCAUGACCCCAGACUACUACUACUAUCUCAACCAGUCCGGUACAUACAAGGUUGACGGGACCAAUGACAGCAAAGACUUCAAUGAAACUAUGGAAGCUAUGCACGUGAUAGGGAUCCCAGGGGACAUCCAGGCUCAGGUGCUGCAGAUCGUCGCAGGCAUCCUUCACCUGGGAAACAUCAGUUUUGUGGAGGCAGGAAACUAUGGGCAGGUGGAAAGCACUGACUUGUUGGCCUUCCCGGCUUACCUGCUCGGUAUUGAUCACAACCGUCUGCAGGAUAAACUGACAAGUCGAAAAAUGGACUCAAAAUGGGGCGGCAAGUCUGAGUCCAUUAACGUGACCCUAAAUCAGGAGCAGGCCACCUACACCCGAGACGCCCUGGCCAAGGCCCUGUACGCUCGACUGUUCGACUACCUGGUGGAGGCCAUCAAUAAAGCGAUCCAGAAGCCAUAUGAGGAGUUCAGUAUCGGGGUGCUGGACAUAUAUGGGUUUGAGAUAUUCCAGAAAAACGGCUUUGAGCAGUUCUGUAUCAACUUUGUCAACGAGAAGCUUCAACAGAUUUUUAUCGAGUUAACUUUGAAAGCGGAGCAGGAAGAGUAUGUUCACGAGGGAAUCAAGUGGUCUCCCAUCGAGUACUUUAAUAACAAGAUUGUGUGUGACCUUAUUGAAAACAAACUGAACCCUCCAGGUAUCAUGAGCGUGUUGGAUGAUGUGUGUGCCACCAUGCACGCCAAAGGAGAAGGAGCAGACGGGACCCUGCUUCAGAAACUGCAGGCUGCUGUCGGAACACAUGAACACUUUAACAACUGGAACUCUGGUUUUGUUAUCCAUCAUUACGCUGGCAAGGUGUCUUAUGACAUCAAUGGCUUCUGUGAGAGGAACAGAGACGUGCUUUUUCCAGACCUCAUCGAGCUCAUGCAAAGCAGCGAAUAUGACUUCAUCCGGAGUUUGUUCCCUGAAAACCUCAACACAGAUAAGAAGAGCAGACCCACCACCGCAGGCUCCAAGAUCAAGAAACAAGCCAAUGAUCUGGUCAAUACACUGAUGAAGUGCACCCCUCACUACAUCCGCUGUAUCAAACCCAAUGAGACUAAAAGACCCAAAGACUGGGAGGAGAGCAGAGUCAAGCAUCAGGUUGAGUACUUGGGUCUGCGUGAGAACAUUCGAGUGCGACGAGCUGGGUUUGCCUACAGACGUGUGUUCAACAAAUUCCUGCUGCGUUAUGCCAUUCUGACUGCUGAGACCUGGCCACACUGGAGGGGACAGGAGCAGCAGGGGGUCCUUCAUCUUCUCCGCUCCGUCAACAUGGACACCGACCAGUACCAGUUGGGCCGCAGCAAAGUCUUUGUCAAAAAUCCUGAAUCGUUGUUUCUCCUGGAGGAGGUGAGGGAGAGGAAGUUUGACACGUUUGCCAGGAUCAUCCAGAAGUCCUGGAGGAGGUAUAUAGCCAAGAAGAAGUAUGAACAAAUGAGAGAAGAGGCUUCAGACAUCCUAUACAACUCCAAAGAGCGCCGGAAAAACAGUAUCAACAGAAACUUUGUCGGGGACUACCUUGGACUGGAGCAGAGGCCAGAGCUGAGACAGUUCUUGUCCAAGAGAGAGCGGGUGGAUUUUGCAGACUCUGUCAACAAGUUUGAUCGCAGAUUCAAGUCCAUCAAGAGAGACCUGAUCCUGACACCCAAGGGCAUCUAUCUAAUUGGUCGGGAAAAGGUAAAAAAAGGGCCUGAGAAAGGACAGAUAAAGGAGGUGCUGAAGCGGAAGUUGGAGUUUGAGAGUAUCAGCAGCAUCUCUCUCAGCACAAAGCAAGAUGACUUUUUCAUUCUGCACGAGUCCCAGUAUGACAGCCUGCUUGAGUCCAACUUCAAGACAGAGUUCGUCAGCCUGCUGGCGAAACGCUACGAGGAAGUGACCCGUAGAAAGCUGACCAUAUCCUUCGCUGACCGACUCGAAUUCCGAGUAAAGAAGGAAGGCUGGGGAGGAGGUGGCACCAGGCUGCUGGUGAUCCAGAGCGGGCACGGGGACCAGGCCCAGAUCAAACCCUCAGGGAAGACCCUCAUGGUCACGAUAGGUGGCGGCCUGCCUAAGUCCUCCAAACCCUCGAGGAAAAACGCCCCACAGUCACAGGGAAGAACUCACAUUAGUCAGAGAGGGCACCUGAAUGGGGCUGCUAAAUUUUCAAGAGGGCCCCAGCAAUACCACACUCAGUACUCCUCCACCCAACAACCAGCACGGCUACCCAUCACAGGUCCGCCGAAGCUGGGCUCCCAGAAAACCUCCAGAACCCCUGCCCACCAACCACCUCACCAUGGAAACAUGGACUUUCUCAAUGUGCCUGACCAAGGCAUGUCAGGAAAGCAAAGGAGGAGAAGUAUUAAUCAGCGCCCCCUGCCUGCUCCCAAAUCCAAACCGCCCCCACCAGGGCCUCGUUGUCGGGCAUUGUAUCAGUACAUCGGCCAGGACACUGACGAGAUCAGUUUUGAAGUCAACGACGUGCUUGAUCUUCUCAAAGAAGAUCCCUCAGGCUGGUGGACAGGCAGGAUUCAUGGAAGAGAGGGUCUGUUUCCUGGUAACUACGUGGAGAAGAUUUAGCUCGAUCAAACAUGAAGAUAAAACUGUAUGAAGAACAUGGUAUGAGUUGCACAAACAAACUUUCAUGUACCGUUGCUCGGUGAACCUCGACCUCUAAUGGAAACACGCUGCUGACGUUUGAGCACAGAGUAACUUUUCUACCUGUAGAACAUGAAGAGCUUCACCAUUAUGCUCAUGACAGUUAAAACACAGAUCCGUGUUUCAGACCUGUUCAGGUUUCACUUCUGUUGCUGUCCAAGACUCUCGAAAUGACCUGGCAACAAGAUCUUUCUCUGUGUCAUGAGGGCCUAGAUAAUGAAUAUACAAGUAGCUGUUUUUCUAUUUCACCUUUCCGUUUGAUCAGUGCUUUUUAUUCGAAAAUUGAACCGAUCAUAUCUGAACUGAUAUUUGAGUUGUACCUCACAGGGUUGUGUUCUUCUCAGUGAACAAAAUAAACCCUUUUUUAUUUUUGGUUAUUGAGUGUUUCCUGUCAACAGUCACCCGUUUGACUUUCACACACCAAAUGUAUUUCUCUAGAUAAAAUAAAUGACUGAUACUGACAUUAAAAUGAG